Pararge aegeria (speckled wood butterfly) is the source of this 402-nucleotide messenger RNA. Its product is annotated as cuticle protein CP14.6-like. NCBI's taxonomy places the organism in Eukaryota, Metazoa, Arthropoda, Insecta, Lepidoptera, Nymphalidae. The coding region runs from base 1 to 402 and encodes 133 amino acids. The transcript has 2 exons. The record is from RefSeq and is a predicted model, not a curated record. Gene Ontology annotation, molecular function: structural constituent of chitin-based larval cuticle. Gene Ontology annotation, cellular component: chitin-based extracellular matrix.
AUGAAAACCUUUUUCAUCUUAUCUCUCUGCGUUGCGGCGUCUCUAUCCGCUUCGAUCCAAGAAGAUAAUAAGUCCGCGACUGCUGCCCUAAGAGAGCUGCCGGCCCUUGAACACGAGGAAGUUCACGAUGAGUUCGGACAGUAUGCGCUACGCUAUGUGACAGCAGAGGGCACAGUUGUAUCGGAGCGGGGCCGCCUCGUCCCUUCCAAAGAUGGCACUGGCUCUGUUCUCAUAACUGAUGGAGAGGUUUCUUAUGUAGGGGAUGACGGCAAGACGUAUGUUACCAAGUACACCGCUGGUCUGGAUGGUUAUAAAGCAGAGGGAUCACAUUUACCACAAUCGCCUGAACCGGAACCUGUCCCAUCUCAGUCUGUCUUAAUUUCAAGCAAUCAGGCACAGUGA